Molecule: messenger RNA, 1534 nt
Organism: Dermacentor silvarum
Lineage: Eukaryota; Metazoa; Arthropoda; Arachnida; Ixodida; Ixodidae
Exons: 4
Coding region: 8-1357 (449 amino acids)
Source: RefSeq, a predicted model, not a curated record
AUAGCCGAUGCCUGUCGCCGAAUCACACCACAACGCUCGAUCGGUAAGCGUUGAGGAAAAAGCACAGACGCGAUUCUCAAACAUGCACGGGAAGCUUCUGGCCAUCGCCUUCUGCAUUCUCGGCACUGCCGCAGUGCAAGGACAGGCACUACUCAACCUCGGCUGGGGAGGCUCAGGUGGCUUGCUAGGCGGGUCACUUGGCGGCUAUGGAGGACUUCUUGGAGGAUACGGCGGCCUCGGUGGACUUAGUGGCCUUGGCGGAGGCUAUGGUGGACUAGGCGGACUCGGUGGUCUCUCUUACGGACUGUCAGGGCUCGGAGGCUAUGGUGGACUAGGCGGACUUGGUGGUCUCUCUUACGGGCUGUCAGGGCUCGGAGGCUAUGGUGGACUAAGCGGACUCGGUGGUCUCUCUUACGGACUGUCAGGGCUCGGAGGCUAUGGUGGACUAGGUGGACUAGGCAGACUCGGUGGUCUCUCUUACGGACUGUCAGGGCUCGGAGGCUAUGGUGGACUAGGUGGACUAGGUGGACUAGGCAGACUCGGUGGUCUCUCUUACGGACUCUCUGGGCUUUAUGGAAGCUCUCUUGGACUGUCAGGGCUAGGAGGCUUAUCAGGGCUUUACGGAGGUUAUGGUGGAUUGGGCGGUCUUUCGGGGCUCUACGGUGGUGUUUCAAGACCGCUAGUACUUGGAGGCUUAGGUUACUCAGGACUUGGAGGCCUGUCAGGGCUUCUUGGUGGCAGCUCAGGCUUGAGUAGCUUGUACAGCGGAUACCCAGGCUAUCUCGGAGGUCUCGGUGGUCUUGGAGGGUCAGUAAGAGUGAUUGGGGGUUAUCCGGGGUACUCCGGUUUGCUAGGUGGCUCCACUGGUCUUAGCGGUCUGUCAGGAUUGUAUGGAGGUUAUCCAGGACUCUCCGGUCUUUCAGGCCUCUUUGGCGGUUACCCUGGCUACUCUGGCCUUUCAACCAUUUACGGAGGCUACCCGUUUUCUGGCUACUCUGGGAUGUAUGGUGGUGGGAUGUUUCCUCUAAACUCAUUCAGAUAUGGUCCAUUUGGAGGCUUUGGUUCUUAUGGUAGCUCCCUUGGAUUAUCCGGAAUGUACGGUAGUGGUUGGGGUGGUUUCAGUCCAUUCGGUUAUUACGGCUCAUACGGCCCCAGCUUUAGGACCUUUGGAAUGGGAACUACCAGUCCGAUUGUAUCCCCAAGCUCAACUAUUGUCUCAACGGCUGCAGCACCUGCCAUCACCGGAGCUGUAGAAAAAAUUUCCGCACCAGUUACCAACCUCGUCACACCCGUUGGCAUGCCUUCUCUACCCAGCGUCACCGUGACUGGUGGAAAGGGUCUCAAGACCAUAGGGUAAAAGCUGAACAAGUUUCCGGCAUACUGUUAACUGCCCAUCGCUCAGAUUCAUAGGUGAAGAAAUACUUUAUCAUUGAAUAAAACAGAAGCAACAAAAGACUUACGGACUUCCCUUGGACUGUAUAAAAAAGUACCAACUCUGAUAACAUUUUUCCAAAUAAAAAACACAUCUUUCCAA